AUAUUUUCUUGUUCUACUUUUUUCUUUUAUUUAAUUUAACUUUUUUAAGCUACAUCUGAUUUUAAUGAGUUCAAAUUGAAAGUAUUCAGACGAACAAUGCUCUGUGUAUUUUGUGCUGUUGUAUUUUUUAAAAGUUAUUGUUAAGAGCGUAGAUAAUAGAAUUAACAGAAUAGACUCAAUGCCAUAUUCUACGGCCAAAAGGAAGAUGAAGUUCAGUGGUACCGAUAGUUGUUGCUGGCGGCGGUAGAGCUCAGCACCACAGUAGAUUACGAAGACUGAUUAAAGGGUACUCUCCUUGGCUAGUUUUUCGAACUGCCGCAUUCGCGGAUCUCCCACCUUUUCGCCGUAACUCCUUGUGGUGCACCUUUUGCCAUCCCAUAAGUCGGUCUAUAUUUUAGAAUUUAAAUGGCUCUUUUUAGAGUUUCUACCACCAAACUACCAGAAGCUAGUCAGGUGCUCCAGAAUGUCACAAACACUGUUUUACGAGGCAUCGCAUCCGACUCAACAGAUUUAAAAGGAAUUCUUGCCAGCAGAAUUCCUAAAGAAGUCGAAAAAGUAAAAAAUUUUAGGAAAAAACAUGGUUCGACUAAAGUUGGCGAAGUAACAGUUGAUAUGAUGUAUGGAGGUAUGCGAGGCAUUAAAGGUCUGGUCUGCGAAACAUCUUCGCUUGAUCCCAACGAAGGUAUUACAUUUCGAGGCCAUUCUAUUCCAGAGUGCCAAAAAGUUCUUCCUAAGAGUCCGAAUGGUGGGAAAGAGCCACAACCCGAAGGUCUGUUUUGGCUUCUCGUAACGGGUGAAAUUCCUAAUAGAGCCCAGGUUGAUUGGUUAUCUAAGCAAUGGGCACAACGUGCUGAACUUCCAUCUCAUGUUGUUAAUCUUUUAAACAAUUUACCAUCGCAAAAGGUGCACCCUAUGUCCCAACUUUCUGCUGCUAUUACUGCCUGCAAUACAGAAAGCAAAUUUGCGGAAGCCUAUAACAGGGGUAUUAAGAAGUCCGAAUAUUGGGAAUACAUAUAUGAAGACUCAAUGGAUCUUAUUGCAAAGUUGCCUGUAAUUGCAGCUAUGAUUUACAGAAACACGUACCAAGAUGGUAAGGGAAUUGGAGCCAUUGAUGCUUCUAAGGAUUGGUCAGAAAAUUUCACGCGCAUGUGUGGAUUUGAUUCAGUGGAAUUCACAGAAUUGAUGAGGCUAUACCUCACCAUUCACAGUGAUCAUGAAGGUGGUAAUGUUUCUGCUCAUACAGUUCAUCUCGUCGGCUCAGCUCUCUCAGAUCCAUACCUUUCAUUUGCUGCUGGCUUAAAUGGUCUAGCUGGUCCUCUACAUGGUCUUGCUAAUCAAGAGGUCUUAAUCUUUUUAACAAAAAUGUUGAAAGAGCUAGGAGAAAAUGCUCCCGAUGAAAAGGUAAAAGAAUAUUGUCUGAAAACUUUAAAAUCUGGACAAGUCAUUCCAGGUUACGGACAUGCUGUCUUAAGAAAGACUGAUCCAAGGUAUACUUGUCAGCGUGAAUUUGCUCAAAAAAAUCUACCAAAUGACCCCAUGUUUAAGCUUGUUGCUCAAGUUUAUAAAAUAGUACCUCCAAUUCUCAUGGAAACUGGUAAGGUGAAAAACCCAUGGCCCAAUGUAGAUGCUCACUCAGGUGUUUUGCUACAGUAUUAUGGAAUGAAGGAAAUGAAUUACUACACAGUCUUAUUUGGAGUCUCCCGUGCUCUUGGUGUCUUGGCUUCACUCAUUUGGGAUAGGGCAUAUGGAUUACCAAUUGAGAGGCCAAAAUCAAUGUCUACAGAUGAUCUCAUGAAAGCGGUUGGAUAUACUGCUUAGACCAUGUCUUGUACCUUAAUUUAUUUAUGAAAGAAAAAAAUAAUUAAAUUAAAUGGUUCAAUAAUGAACCACCUGUAUAGAAUACCAUUCGCUAUUUGUAUAGUGUGUAAAUUUCACCAUAGUUAUUUAUUAUUUCAUCAUCGACUUACUAGUUUCCUAUUCAUUUUCAACCUGUUAAUAGUUUUUUGGCAUUAAAGAAAUACAGUUUUAUACUGUUAUUUCCGGAAGUCCAUGAGUACUCAGAGCAUUGGCUUUCUUGGUUUGUACUGCGCUAUAGAACUUCCAAUUGAAAGUUUUAGGUCAAUGACUGCUGAGUAUCUCAUUAUCAUGUUUAGCUAAUGCAUUGUUUUAUAUAGCUUUAACUCAAAAGAAUACAAUUCUUUUUUUUUGUACAAAGAUAUAAAUAAAAUAAAAAAAUGAUCAUAAAAGAUGGCUGUAGUACAGUAAUAAAGUGGAAGAAGAACAUAUUUAUUUAAAUAAAUAAAUAUGAUUAGUAUGAAAUGGUUUCUUUAUUAAUCCUCUUUCUUCUUUUUAAUAAAUACCAUUUUGUAGGAAAAUAAUCAUUGUCUAAUUGAUUUCAGUGUGAAAAACUCUCCUAAGUUUUAAAUUCUUGGUUGAAGUUCAGUUCUGUUCUGCUAAAACGUUAUCUAAGUUUGAUCGCUUGUUGGCAGCUAAGAUUGAUGGUCGAAGAAAUAUCUUAAAAACUUCAGGUCUGUGUGUGGAAGAGAAAUUGUGUUGUCAUAUAAAUAAAACCCAUUUUACUGAUAUUUUUUGCUAUUUAAUAAUUAUAAAACGUUUUUCGGUUA
Nezara viridula (southern green stink bug) is the source of this 2624-nucleotide messenger RNA. The record is from the annotation of a GenBank genome assembly. NCBI's taxonomy places the organism in Eukaryota, Metazoa, Arthropoda, Insecta, Hemiptera, Pentatomidae.